Messenger RNA from Colossoma macropomum (tambaqui), 1500 nucleotides. It is a transcript of the gene nrbf2a, whose product is annotated as nuclear receptor binding factor 2a. The transcript is spliced from 4 exons. Gene Ontology annotation, biological process: autophagy. Bases 143 to 781 code for a protein of 212 amino acids. The record is from RefSeq and is a predicted model, not a curated record. NCBI's taxonomy places the organism in Eukaryota, Metazoa, Chordata, Actinopteri, Characiformes, Serrasalmidae.
UCCACAGGUUGUGCAAACAGUGUCAUAACAGUUCACUGUAGUGUUUUUGGUGGUCAGAUUUCAGGUACGGGUCAGCGCGACAGAAGCGUAUGAUUAUUGGAAAUAAAGCGUGAGAGCGCUCACGGUGCUUGUGGUCGUUUAAAUGGACCUAAUGGAGAGUCCUCUAAACCGCGCCCAUCUGUGCGGCAGAAAGGCAAACCGGUUGGUGGCGCAAGAGAAUUACGAGGAGGCGAUUUUAUGCCAUGGAGAGGCAGCAGAUCUGCUGAAAGUUGCCUUAUUGAUGACGCAAAAUGAGCAGGUCAAGCUAUCUCUUGAGCUCCAGAGAGACAGACAUCUUCAGCAGCAGCGCCUGAUCGGGGAGACCUGGAAACAGGGAAAGCUUGCAAGAAAGCCUUCUGUCUGCACAAAGCAGACACCACUACCAUCCACCCAGUCUCCCCCAGCCAUCCACUAUGUCUCCCAGGAGACUCCACAUGGGUGUAAAGCAGCCAAAGAUGACAGGACUCGGCUGGAGGAGCAGAGCAUGGCCAUUGCUGACCUUAGAAAGGUUGUGGCUGUCCUGCUGCGAGAGAAUGAAAAGUUACUGGAGGAAAAUGAGAGCCUGAAAGUAGAGAAUGCUCGGCUAAAGAGAGACCCCUAUGCAGACCAGCAGGGUCCUCAUUUAACCCCGCUGCUGAACACUGUUGAGGCCACUCAAGGGCAACUCCCGCUGGAUCUGCCACUUUUACAUCUGCCCCCUGACCUCAAGGAGGAAAUACGGCUGUUGUGGGAAAGGGACUAGACCCUGCUGGACAGUGAGGUUUACACCUGAAGCAUGAAUAUUUGAAAUAGACUUCUGUGGUUUGUUGUCUUUAGUGUGUAAGUACUAGGUGUGUAAAAUUGCAUCGAUCUGAAGGUGGUGAUUGAGCUGCAUGGAUUUAACAUUUCAUGAAUAGGUUCCUGCAAAGUCGCAAUUUGAUCAGAUCAUUGUGACGACAGAGAAAUACUCCCUAUGCAUGUAUGUUAAAGGCAUACGUUGCUUUGUAAAUCAGCAGUCUUUCUGUUUUAAACAGACAAUGAAAAUCAGCAUUCUCAUCAUACAUCAUAUAAGAUAAUGUGAUAUCUGCAUUUCUGAACAGAUACUUAGGCUAUGGGACACAGAAAGCCAUACUGUUGAUUUGUCAUUAUAGUAUGAUUAUUAUCUUAAUAUCAUAGAAGACUUUUUAUUCAUAAAUAAUGCACAUAAAAAUGGUCUUCCGCUCAGUGUGAAAACAAAUCACUGUUAGUGUUGUUAUUGUUUGGAAUACUGUCUAAAUGAGUAUUAUUAUUACUUCAGAUUAUUAUUUAAGUAUUUGAUGUGUGUGUGUUGAACAGAUAUUUUCAUAGACCCAAAAUAUUUUGAUUGUUCCAUUUUUAAUGGAAAAUGUAAAACAUCUCUUUUACUUCAAUGUACAUACAGUAGCAAACGACACAUACAGCAAAUAAAGCACACCAUGUUAUAGAAAAAUCAUAAUUAAUAUA